AUGGUCCGAAAACUAGGAUCUCUUCUUGGCGACGAGGCUGACGUAGCACGGAGGAAGCAGCUUGCCGCAGCGGCCUUCACUUCAAUGUUCAACCUCUGGAAACGGAGAUCUGCUGUGAGUGAGCGCCUGCGCCUGCGACUGUACUCGGCGUUCGUCCUACCAGUCCUAACGUACAACUGUGGCACUUGGGGCCUCACGCAAUCUGCUCUCCAGAAGUUGGAUGCCUUCCACCGACGUCAGUUGCGGCCUCUCCUUGGCAUCAAAUGGCCACAGCGCAUCUCCAAUGAAGCUCUGUACCGGAGGUGCCAAAUGGAGGAGAUCAGCAUCUUCGUACGCCGUGCCAGGUGGCGUCUAUUUGGUCACAUCUUGCGGCUGCCACCAUCAACCCCCGCAGUAUUGGCAAUGGAAAUCUUUUUCGCAAACAACAGCACCAGAUGGCUUGGCCGGCCACGCGUGACUCUUCCCAGUGUGCUGCAUCAAGAUCUGCAGAAAGCCGGGCAGGGUAGACUCCUGACUCUGGGAGAUCUCCAUUCGCUCCGGGCAACAGCUGCCUGUCGUAAGAGCUGGAAGGCUCUGUGUGAGGCAAUAUGUUCAUCCUACUAG
This is a messenger RNA of Sycon ciliatum, 603 nucleotides long. RefSeq lists its product as uncharacterized. The record is from RefSeq and is a predicted model, not a curated record. Lineage: Eukaryota; Metazoa; Porifera; Calcarea; Leucosolenida; Sycettidae. The transcript has a single exon. Bases 1 to 603 code for a protein of 200 amino acids.